Phascolarctos cinereus (koala) is the source of this 2251-nucleotide messenger RNA. RefSeq names its product uracil phosphoribosyltransferase homolog (gene UPRT). The record is from RefSeq and is a predicted model, not a curated record. NCBI's taxonomy places the organism in Eukaryota, Metazoa, Chordata, Mammalia, Diprotodontia, Phascolarctidae.
UGGGGUGAGGGGGCAUCAGGAAGGGGAGGGGGAGGGCGUGCUGGAGCCGGCCGGCCUGGAGCUGGGUCGGGCUGGGCAGAGAAGGCGGAAGCUGACCCGGGGCGGGCUGCUCCCGCUAGUUGCCUACGGCCUCCAGUGCCUUUCGGCUCUCUCGACGGGCCCUGUUGUAUGGCCAAGGAGCUCCGGCGGCCGGACACCAUGCCCUGUCAUAACCAGCAGCUAGCUCCCGCGGCCACCGCCUCCCAGUGUCCCGAGCCGGCAGAACCCGGCGGCGGGCCAGGGCAGGACCAGGUGGGAGGCCCGGCCAAGCUGCCUGCCAACGGCGCCGUGGCUGGGCCGGCCGGGGACAGUGCCGAGGGCCCCCCGCCAGAGGACCGCGAGCCCGAGGACCUCUCCUUCUGCCAGCUCGGCCCGCAGCUCAAACUGCUACCCAUGAACGACCAGAUCCGGGAGCUCCAGACCAUCAUCCGGGACAAGACGGCCAGUCGAGGGGACUUCAUGUUUUCUGCAGACCGUUUGAUCAGACUUGUUGUGGAAGAGGGAUUGAAUCAGCUGCCAUAUAAAGAGUGCACAGUGACCACUCCAACAGGAUAUAAGUAUGAAGGAGUGAAAUUUGAGAAGGGGAAUUGUGGGGUCAGCAUAAUGAGAAGUGGAGAGGCCAUGGAGCAGGGUUUGCGGGACUGCUGCCGCUCAAUCCGAAUUGGAAAGAUUCUGAUCCAGAGUGAUGAGGAGACCCAAAGAGCCAAAGUCUAUUAUGCCAAAUUCCCCCCAGACAUUUACCGGAGGAAAGUCCUCCUGAUGUAUCCAAUCCUAAGUACUGGAAAUACUGUCAUUGAGGCUGUAAAAGUCCUUAUAGAGCAUGGUGUUCAACCCAGUGUCAUCAUUGUCCUCAGUCUCUUUUCUACUCCUCAUGGUGCCACGUCGAUCAUCCAGGAGUUCCCAGACAUCACAAUUUUAACCACAGAGGUCCAUCCUGUUGCACCAACACAUUUUGGACAGAAGUAUUUUGGAACAGAUUAAGUUCGAGGAACACUGGGUUCCCCUGUACAAUAUUAUAAGAGUGUAUUGAGUUUCCUCUUGUUGACCUAUUUCGGUUGGGGAAUGGGAUGAGACAGUGAGGUGGAGGGGCUGUUUAAAUUUUUUUUUUUGUGGGCCAAAUGGGAAAUAUUGGCGGUCUCUUCAUUUAAUUUGGUUAUUUCUUGACUGUUGGAACCAAGUGCAAUAAUGAGGCACACUCAGCUCUUAGAAUUGAUGGGAAUUUUAAUAAUGUGCUUAUGCAAAUUACUGGACUCUUCAGUGAAUUAAUUUAUUCUCUAGUUUCUGGACUGCCCUGCUCUGAGGUUUCCUGUAGUUACAAAUAAAACCAAAAAGAGUCAGUUCUCUAAGGCCCACUGGGAGUUGCAUUGUGUUCUGUUUGCUUUCUGCUCCCCUGAGAAACAGAGAGAGGGGUGUGUGUGUGUGUGUGUGUGUGUGUGUGUGUGUGUGUGUGUGUGUCUGUGUGUGUGUGUCUGUGUGUCUGUGUGUGUCUCUGUCUAAGCCCACUUUCCGUCUUCCUCUCUUCUCCACUUUCCCAGUUCUGGCUCUUUCUCUUGGUGACUUAUAAACAAAACUGAGUGCCUCUGGAAGCCCUCAUUUUCUUUCCUGUCCAUGCUCAGCUGGCAGACCCAAGAUGUCGGCCCCGAAUGUGUGCUUGACUUUUCAGCUGGUCCAUUAUUUUUUUUGUGGCCCACUUCCCAAGCAGUGCGUGGCUGGCUGGGCAGUGAAGGAAAAGGAAACCAUUUUGGCAACUGGGCUGUGCCAGUGACCCCCACUGAACACCCCUGGGAAGUCAGAAUGGCAGCACAGGAAGGCUAAGUACAGUUAAAUAGCAUCAAUCCAGAGAAAGGAAAUGAUGGAUGGGUGUGAGUGGGGCGGGUCGGGGGCAGGGGGAGUGGUGGCAGGCAGAAUGAUUUCUUGCUUGGUCUUCUGGCCAAUAAGUAAAUUAAAAUGAUGUGAUUUCAUAUUGAUGUUCUUUUACUUGAAGACUGUGAUUUGGAAAAGUCAUUUGGCAAGUUUUGUCACUUGUAGAUGUGCUGAAAUGGGACAAAAGAAGGUCAUGUUUUGUAUAAUCCCAAUAAUUUGCAGGUGUUGCUAUUUUGGCUUCCACAAUGGAGAGGAAUCAUUUUUGAAACAAAAGCUUCUUGGUCAACUACUUGUAAAAACCUUUACUGUAUUUUGCAUUGAUAUUAAAAAAAACCCCCCACAAUUCUAA